AUGCAGCGUGAACCUCCGAGGAGGAAGCCGGAGAAGAAGGCAGAAAAGCGGCUCUUUGACGCCACGUCCUUCGGGAAGGACCUGCUGGCAGGCGGGGUCGCGGCGGCCGUGUCCAAGACGGCGGUGGCGCCCAUCGAGCGGGUGAAGCUGCUGCUGCAGGUGCAGGCGUCGUCCAAGCAGAUCAGCCCCGAGGCGCGGUACAAAGGCAUGGUGGACUGCCUGGUGCGGAUUCCCCAGGAGCAGGGUUUCUUCAGUUAUUGGCGUGGCAAUUUGGCAAAUGUUAUUCGAUAUUUUCCGACACAAGCUCUAAACUUUGCUUUUAAGGACAAAUACAAACAGCUUUUCAUGUCUGGAGUUAAUAAAGAAAAACAGUUCUGGAGGUGGUUUUUGGCAAACCUGGCUUCUGGUGGAGCUGCUGGGGCAACAUCCUUAUGUGUAGUAUAUCCGCUAGAUUUUGCCCGAACCCGAUUAGGUGCCGAUAUUGGAAAAGGUCCUGAAGAGCGACAAUUCAAGGGUUUAGGUGACUGUAUCAUGAAAAUAGCAAAAUCAGAUGGAAUUGUUGGUUUAUACCGAGGGUUUGGUGUUUCAGUUCAGGGCAUCAUUGUGUACCGAGCCUCUUAUUUUGGAGCUUAUGACACAGUUAAGGGUCUGUUACCAAAACCAAAGGAAACCCCAUUUGUUGUCUCCUUUUUCAUUGCUCAAGUUGUGACUACGUGCUCUGGAAUACUCUCUUAUCCUUUUGACACAGUUAGAAGACGUAUGAUGAUGCAGAGUGGUGAGGCUGAACGGCAAUAUAAAGGAACUUUAGACUGCUUUGUGAAGAUAUACCAACAUGAGGGAAUCAAUGCAUUUUUUCGUGGUGCCUUCUCCAACAUCCUUCGUGGUACAGGGGGUGCUUUGGUGUUGGUAUUAUAUGAUAAAAUUAAAGAAUUCCUUAAUAUUGAUAUUGGAGGUAGUUCAUCAGGAGAUUAA
Equus quagga is the source of this 972-nucleotide messenger RNA. It is a transcript of the gene SLC25A31, whose product is annotated as solute carrier family 25 member 31. Gene Ontology annotation, cellular component: mitochondrial inner membrane. Gene Ontology annotation, biological process: mitochondrial ATP transmembrane transport; mitochondrial ADP transmembrane transport. Bases 1 to 972 code for a protein of 323 amino acids. The transcript is spliced from 6 exons. The record is from RefSeq and is a predicted model, not a curated record. Gene Ontology annotation, molecular function: ATP:ADP antiporter activity. NCBI's taxonomy places the organism in Eukaryota, Metazoa, Chordata, Mammalia, Perissodactyla, Equidae.